UAAAUGAAGAUGUUGAUAAAGGUAUUGAAGUGGAUUUGUGUGCAGAAGUGGAUGAAGAAAUGAGUAAGAAUACCGAAGUAAGUAAAGUUAUACUUGCUUUUGUUUUAUUACUAAUUAAUAUUGUCUAA
Messenger RNA from Racocetra fulgida, 128 nucleotides. The record is from the annotation of a GenBank genome assembly. NCBI's taxonomy places the organism in Eukaryota, Fungi, Glomeromycota, Glomeromycetes, Diversisporales, Gigasporaceae.